GAAAAUGAAAAGAACAUCAACCAACAGCCUCAAAGAAAUCUCCUUGUCCCGCAAAAUCCGGAGAUGUUGACCGACGAGGAGUUGCUGCUGAAGAUCGAGGAGUCAACCCAAAACGCCAUCCAUCAUCAGGACGAGACCCUCAGGUCGAUCCUCCGCCGUCAAUGCGGCGUACGUUACCUCCGGCGCUAUCUAUCGCCGGCCGACGACGACGCGGCUGCUUUCAAGCGUACCGUGCCGUUGUCUUGCUAUGACGAUUACGCCGAUUACAUCAAUCAAAUGGCCGACGGCGGUCAACUCGAUGAACAGCCUCUGCUGUCCGUUGACCCUCUUGUUUGUUUCUUUUACAGCUCUGGUACGAAUUCUGUAAAUAUGAAGCCCAAAUUGGUGCCUUACUUUGAUUCAUCACUCUCAAAAGCUGCCUCUUUUAUUGCACACCAGGGAGCUUCUGCAAUUCUUAGAAGGUCCUUUCCUCUAAGGUGUGAAGUGAAUAAGGUACUAUCCUUUCUCUAUGCUGGGAAUGUUUCAACUACAAAGGGAGGUUUCAAGGCCAUGGCUGCUUCUUCUUACCCUUUUCAUUUCAAUACUAAUGCUGUGCUCCAGAAUUUACGUAGCACUAGUCCGAGGGAGGUUUUUUUGGGAUCAAAUAUCGAGCAACAAAUGUACUCCCAUCUUCUUUGUUCUCUGAGGAACUGUGAUUUGAUAGAUGGGAUUCAAGCAGCUUAUGCCGUAGGGUUGACUAGAGCAUUUAGCCUAUUGGAAUCCAGGUGGGAACAGUUAUGCAAUGACAUUGAACAUGGGAUUUUGAGUUUGGAGGUUGAUGAUGUUGCAAUGAGAGAUUCUGUCAAUGAGGUCCUUGGUGGAUCACAACCGAGUUUGUCCAAGAGGCUUCGUCUGGUUUUUGAAAACAAGAAUUGGAAAGGGAUUGUGAGUAAAUUGUGGCCUAAUGUUCGGUAUGUUAAGUGUGUUACAACCGGAAGCAUGAUGCAGUAUUAUUCAAAACUUAAGUUCUAUGCAGGGGAGGUACCCGUGUUAGGAGGAGAUUACUUUGCUUCUGAGUGCAGUAUCGGUCUUAAUUUGGAUAGUAAGCAGCCCCCGGAGAAAACUAAGUAUGUUAUGCUUCCAACUGCCGCCUACUUUGAGUUUCUUCCAUUUGACACAAAUGAGAAUAAGGUUGUUGGUGAAGAAAUUUAUGAUUUUGCUGGAGUGGAAGUUGGGAAGUUUUAUGAAUUGGUUGUAACUACAUACAGGGGAUUUUAUCGAUAUCGUUUGGGAACUUUCCAAUGGAAAAGAUAUCGAUGA
Carica papaya (papaya) is the source of this 1299-nucleotide messenger RNA. Its product is annotated as putative indole-3-acetic acid-amido synthetase GH3.6. Gene Ontology annotation, molecular function: acid-amino acid ligase activity. Gene Ontology annotation, cellular component: cytoplasm. The record is from RefSeq and is a predicted model, not a curated record. NCBI's taxonomy places the organism in Eukaryota, Viridiplantae, Streptophyta, Magnoliopsida, Brassicales, Caricaceae.